Molecule: messenger RNA, 9499 nt
Organism: Entelurus aequoreus (snake pipefish)
Lineage: Eukaryota; Metazoa; Chordata; Actinopteri; Syngnathiformes; Syngnathidae
Gene: mllt1a
Product: MLLT1 super elongation complex subunit a
Exons: 12
Coding region: 167-1945 (592 amino acids)
Biological process (GO): regulation of DNA-templated transcription
Cellular component (GO): super elongation complex
Source: RefSeq, a predicted model, not a curated record
AGCUUUCUGUUUUGGUUGCCUGCCAGCGGGCCGUCUGGACGGGGAGGGGAGUCGUCUGCCUUCCGCUUCUCGGCUGGAUUGACACACAAUGAGGAGCCGAGGCAGGGUGGACGCUCCACAAACGCCGCCGUAAAUAAAUACAACAACCACUUGAGGCCGGAGAAACAUGGAGAAUCAGUGCACAGUGCAGGUGAAGCUGGAGUUGGGCCACAGAGCUCAGCUGAGGAAGAAAGUAACAUCAGAAGGUUUCACCCAUGACUGGAUGGUUUUUGUCCGAGGACCAGAGAAUGGCGACAUCCAGCACUUUGUAGACAAGGUUGUCUUCCGCCUGCAUGAGAGCUUCCCAAAACCUAAGAGAGUAUGCAAGGAGCCUCCGUACAAAGUGGAGGAGUCAGGCUACGCAGGUUUCCUCAUGCUUAUUGAGGUUUACUUCAAAAACAGGGAGGAGCCAAAAAAGGUGUGUUUCAACUAUGACCUAUUCCUAAAUCUGGAAGGAAACCCACCUGUCAACCACCUUCGCUGUGAGAAGCUCACCUUCAACAACCCCACCAAAGAUUUCAGGAAAAAGCUGAUCAAAGCUGGAGGGGUACUGGUGGUUCCAGAGGUGGCUGAAGCGGUGUCGAGGCCCAGUCCAGACUACCCAAUCCUGCCCACCAUCCCCCUCUCAGCAUUCUCAGAUCCCAAGAAGACCAAGUCCUCUCAUGUGUCAAAGGAACCCAGCAAAGAAGGGGGCGGCGGUAGCAGCAAAGGGGUCAAACCGCACAAAAUGACCAAGGAGCACCGUGAAAGACCCCGGAAAGACUCUGAGAGCAAAGCCACAUCAAAAGGGGACACUGACAGAGAAGGAAGCAGCAAGAGCGGACGCGGCGACUCCUCAUCCUCGUCUUCGAAAAAGCCAUCAGAAAACAAAGUUAAAGACGAAGUAAAAGUCCCACCCAAGGCAGCCUUUAAGGAGCCCAAGCUCACCCUGAAGGAGUCAAAGAUGGAGGGCAUGUCUCCGAAAGGAGGCGGGGCUGGGAGUGGAGGAGGAGGUGGUGGGGGAGGAGGAGGAGGAGGGGGUCCUGCAGAAUCCAAAGCCCCUGGAAAAAGACCCUCCACUGUGGAGUCUCCCAAACCUAGUGCCAAGAAGCAGAAAAAGGGCAGCUCUGAGGGGCCAAAAGGCCAGGCUGGUGGUUCUUUCACCGGUUCCCCUCGUGUGUCCUCGUCGUCUACCACUAACCAGCCCUACGCAGAUAAGAAACACUCCAAGGAAAAAGGCCGCUGGGCAAAAGGCAAAAAUGACACACAGGAUUUGAAGGAGCCCAAAAAACUUCCCGAGUCUGAAGAGUCCAAUUCAGAUGAUGAAGCCUCUUCAAAUUCCGAGCAAUCAGCGCCUUCUAAUCCUUCGAACUCAAGUUCCAGCUCAGACUCCAGCUCUGACUCAGACUUUGAGCCGGUACAGAAAGAAGGAAAAGGUCCCCUGCAAACCAUGGUGGAAAAUACCGAGUUAGAAGAGUCGGACGAUGACGACAGCAGCUCGGAGGAGGAGACCCCUGUUAAGACUAACCCCCCCAACCGUGACUCUCGACUCAGCCUGAACAGCGAGAGUGACAGCAGUGACGGCUCGCACCGCCCCAGUCGAGACCCUGCGCCACCCCCACAGAAACACAGCUCCUCCAAUAACAAAGUGUCAGGCAGGAAGAGUCCAGACUCUUCUUUCCGUUCUGAUAAGGUGUUGAAGAAGGGAUACGACAAGGUAGGAAGGGCCUACACAGAAGAAUUAGUUGACCUCCAUCGCAGACUGAUGGCUUUAAGAGAACGUAACAUCCUACAGCAGAUUGUCAACCUGAUCGAGGAGACGGGCCACUUCAACGUGACCAACACCACCUUUGACUUUGACCUCUUUUCACUGGACGAGUCCACCGUCCGCAAACUACAGAGCUACCUGGAGGCGACGGCCACGUGACAGCGAGUGGCGCGGACAGCUGAGGAGGAGGUCACGACGUCUCCCCGAGGAGACCGGAGGCCAGACUGAAUCACUGAACAACAACAACACACACACAAACACUGCGCAGGAACAAAGAAGCACACACACGAAGAUGCUGCACCUUCACAUGACGCCGGCAAAGGAGCAGCAGUGAAGAGGAGGAAGGCGUGAUGGAGAGAGUUGAAACCGGAAGUGAACUCCCAUCUACCAGAUUUUUCUUUGGUGCAGACCUGUGGAAUGCACCUCCACUCUCUCCUCUUUGCACUCAUGGUGCUUUCCUCUAAACCACACCUCGUCCUCCUGGCCCCAAUUUACACUCCUUACUGGGCAGAUCACUCCACCCUGAGCUGGAUGUUGUCUUCAUCAUGACUGACUCGUCUUCUAGGCACAAAAAGUCGGUGCAUGGCUCCCAUCUUCACACUGAACAUGUCACACGUGUGCGUUCGGAUGACAUUUCUCUGCUGUCCUGACAUCUGAACACAUGUUUUCCCCUUGCACUGAAAACUGAGUCGUGACCUCCCGCCGGCAGCCACCCUCUUUCUCGACUAUCUCCAUCCCUCCUCUGCAGCCUCCCACGUUGGCGUGCACCAAAGGGCUCCGCCGCUGGCUGCCGCCGGCCACUCCUGAAUUGCCUUCCGGUGGCGUUCAAGGUGGGCUAGCAAACAACACAAAGUAGCCAUAUUCGUCUCCCGGGAAUCCAAAAAUAAGGAAAAGUAGGGGCCAACUUUUCCCUCUCCCCCUUUUUUUACAUUUUAUUUUUCUACAAUUGUCUUUGUUUCUACUCCCGGAUUUGCGGUAAAUGACCUGUGAGCUAUGAAUGUAUAUGGCUUUUAUUUUUCUACGCCCAGCAACAAGCCCACUCUAGUGCCUUUCUGCAGCGUGAGGUGGGUGUUCCACAACCCCCUGCUCGCCUGGGCGGGGGGCGGCAAGUGUUAAUUGGGCUGCCUGAAUAUCCAGUAUUGUCUUAAUGGCUUCCUUUCUCUUCCUCAGUGUCCUUGUAGGCUGUUGACCCCUCCACGUAGCGUCCCUUAUUAUCAUCAUUCCUGUAGGAACCGUAGAAUGUUGAACAGGUGAUCACGUUUUUGCUUUCUGCCGCUAGAUCAGUGUUUUUCUUGGGGGGGAGGGGGGGGUACGUAAUAUGACUUAGCUGUAGUAACUGUUGGUUCGGGCUGCUGUGUGACGGACAUUUUAAGGAUCCAGGAUAGUGAACAGCAAUGAUCGCCUUGCUGGAGAUGUGCAGUGAGAGUGACGACUUAAAGCGGUCUCGUUAAAGCCAGAGCGUGUGAGUCAUCUUCAGCAUUGCUAAAAUGGUGCAUCUUAAACAUGCCAGCGAUAACGUAGCUAAAGAAGAGUUGCCCGCUAGACUUCCUCUGCUUAUACUCGGGUCACAUACACAACAAAAUAUGUCGAAGUAGUUUAAUUACACACGUUGCAACUCAAUCUGUUUUUUUAUUUAUGUCAACUUUUUCUCACCACGCCACCAGAAGCAUCAAAACAUAUAGUACAUGCACAUGGUGAUUGAAAGGGAACUCCCCCUUUCCAAAUACAUAUUCUUUGCUUAAAAAUUAGGGGUGUCCCAAUCCGAUAUUGAUAUCGGCUUGCAUCGGAAAUCUCUGAUACAAGCACUCUUGUAGCGCGUUUACUUGUGCAAAGCUGAACAGCCAGUUAACAUCUAAAUGUCCUCCAAUAAGAGCACAAAGUUGAUAUUUUCUUGUAUUUUAGUCAAGUCAAUUGCAAAUGGUAAACACGGUAGGCUACUAGGAGUUAGCAGCUACACAACAGCUAAGAUAGACGUACAAAAUAAGUGUUCUUAAUUGAACAAUAUUGCAGUCUCAAUGUAAAUAAGUAUCAAAUAAUCAUAGUUGCAUAUUACUUAUAAAUAACCCUAACCUAAGCAGAAGCUUAUCCAGUAAUACACGUGUCUGCAACAUUCAACUUUGUAUUAUUGUGACCGCCAGAUGUCACCCAAAAACAAACUAGCACUCCACUUCAAAAGCAUAAGUCUGUCAUAAGGUUAGGGUUUUUCAUACGUACCAUUGUUCUUUGAGUAAUUUCACUUCAUCAAACCUUUAACUAACAUUCCACUCUAUGAAAUGAUAAUAGUACCGUAUUUUUCGGAGUAUAAGUCACUCCGGAGUAUAAGUCGCACCGGCCGAAAAUGCAUAUAAAGAAGGGAAAAAACAUAUAUAAGUCGCACUGGAGUAUAAGUCGCAUUUUUGGGGGAAAUUUAUUUGAUAAAACCCAACACCAAGAAUAGAUAUUUGAAAGGCAAUUUAAAAUAAAUAAAGAAUAGUGAACAAUAGGCUGAAUAAGUGUACGUUAUAUGACGCAUAAACCAACUGAGAACGUGCCUGGUAUGUUAACGUAACAUAUGGUAAGAGUCAUUCAAAUAACUAUAACAUAUAGAACAUGCUAUACGUUUACCAAACAAUCUGUCACUCCUAAUCGCUAAAUCCCAUGAAAUCUUAUACGUCUAGUCUCUUACGUAAAUGAGCUAAAUAAUAUUAUUUGAUAUUUUGCGGUAAUGUGUUAAUAAUUUCACACAUAAGUCGCUCCUGAGUAUAAGUCGCACCCCCGGCCAAACUAUGAAAAAAACUGCGACUUAUAGUCCGAAAAAUACGGUAUGUACGGAUAAUUCGCGCUGAUAUAUUAGGAUAAUAUCGGUAUCGUAUCGGAAAUGGAAAAAGUCGUAUCAGAACACCCGAAAUGUAUUCAUAAUUUGGAUGAUUAUAGCUUACAGCAGGGAUAUUUUCAGCCAGCUGCUCAUUUUUUGUUUUUUGUUAGCUUCUGACUAAUUUAACAUACCGUAAUUUCCGGACCAUAGAGAGCAGCCAAACAUAAGCCACACCAAACUACUUUUUGGCCAAAUUUUGUUUUGUACAUAUAUUGGCCGCACAAGUCUCCUUGAAUAACCCGCAGGUAUACAUAUUGAAACAUUAACUAUUUACACAUGUGCUUAUGUUUAUUCACAUAUGUAACUGAAGACAGUGCCUGUAACAUGGCAUAAUUCUCAAGAUGCGCGCUAUAACUGAUGACUUUGUUUGUGGCCCAUAAGUAGUGGUGGAUUUCUGUUCCGUGCAGUGGCUGUUUCCUUUUUCGAUGGCUGGAUCGAUCGUCUUUGGCGUUAGGGCUGCGACUUGUGCAUUUCAUUGUUUCUUCUCUAUGAUGAGGGUGAGUCCAUAACGUGCUAAAUAGCUGACUGACUGACUUGUGUGAGUGUGUUUAAUUUAAUAUGAACAAUUUCAGUAGUCUGAUGGGACCAGGCUAAAUUCAUUGGCGACACGUGAAGCUUGUGAAUACGAAAAAAUGCAUAAAUUAGCCACAGCGUUAUAUAAAGCAUAGGGUUCAAAGUGUGGGGAAAAAGUUACGUCUUAUUAGUACAGACAUUACUGUAAUUCAUUAAUAAUAAGCUAUAUUAGUGAAUAUUACACUAAUUUUUUUGUCUUAUUCAAUAUUACACUAAUUUUCUUUGUCAAGGAUAACCCUAAGUUAAGAUGUGGAUGUUUUUAGCAUAUACGUGACCUACAGUACGUUGGUACAAAAUGUAUCAAAGUGACUUCCGCAUCAAAGAUUAAUAUUGUAAAAUCAGGGUUGCUCCAAUCAGGGUUUUAUGCUGCCGAUUCCGUCAUUCAUGAGUAAAAUCGGCUGAUAUCGAUCAUAUGUAUUAACUGUACAGUUUUCCAUUUAUUUAUGGCGAGUGCUAUUGACAGUUUUAACAGACCCCUUGUGUCCAGGGAAUGAAUCCCUGAAUUUGUAAACAUAAACAAAAAUGACACCAAAAAAGUAUGAGUCUAUAACUACUCUUGUAUCAGUUAUAUACUGAUACUACCUCUGGUAUCGAUGCCACCAAUGUAUGGAUCGAUCCGCCCUCCUCUUACGUGUCGUAUACUGACUGACAAUGCGGACACACCAACAGUUGUUAUGUUAUUCUCUUUAUAGACUCUUAUUAAUGUACGGUACCUGUUAAUAUCUGCUUACUUUCUGCUGUAACGUGGUUCCAUCUACACUUCUUAAACUUUACUAGGCACUUAUUCCUUGGUGUUGUUUACAUCUAGCUUAGCGGUUAACUUAGAUAUUAGUAUGCCUGCUCCUGGUUUGCUGUUGAUGUGUAACAUGUUUAGCCUCAUCCUCCAUAAACAAACUAGAAAUUGCAGUUUUAUUUCCAUAAUGGAGGUGAUUAUUAUUCAUUUAGGCCCAGGGACCAAAAAUAAAUAGUCAGAUGAGAUCGGUGCUUGUGAUCAGCAUUAAAGGGAAACUGCACUUUUUGGGGGGAAUUUUGCCUAUUAUUCACGAUCCUUAUGUAAGACAAGAGUAAAUGUUUUUUUAUGUUUUCUAAGUAGUUAAUAAAUGCGUGCAAAAGUCUGCUUUCAACUGAGUCAAUUGGAGUUGCUCUAUUCCGCCUAUAAAGCGCUCUAAAAUAGUUCCAUCCUUUUAAAUACACACUAAGUAUAUAUGUAAUGUAGUAACAGGCACAUUCAUAGUAACAUGUAAUAUUUAUGUAUUUUGCUCAUUUUAAGCAAAACGGUGGUGCAUUAAUUUCAUAGACUCAUCACAUUUGCUUUAUCCUUCGACAACUUCACUGAUCGCUGCUCACUGUAGACUUCAUGAGAUCCAACAAACAUAAUCAAACAAGACUUACUGUACAAUGUCUGCUGUCACUGGGAUGCUGACUGUUACGAUGUUCAAAUAUUCCUGUUUAGAUGUGGAAAUAAUCAUAGUCCUCGCAAAAAGUUUAAAAAAAGGGGUGGGUGCAUCUUUUUCGCCAUCCCUGGGUCUAAGUUGGCUGUCAAAGUUGACCAACUUCUCAGUUUUAUGUCCACAUCAUUUUACUCUCAGGGUGAAAGGCAUGAUUUAUAAUCUAGAUUUAACUUUCAUGAUCUUUGAUGCGAGAAAGGAUGUGAGGAUGCAUAAGGAGGUUGCCUCUCCUUAAUCAAUCCGCCGCUAAAUCUAGGUCCUUAACGUUAGCACUUAUAAUAAAAAUAUUGCUAAUACAUGCUAAAUAUUUGGGUCACAAAAUGUAUAUGGAGGAUUGUUGGUGCUUUUUGGAUGGUCAUUUAUUGGGUUUUAUGGUCGGUAUAGACACAAUGACAUCAUGGCUCUCAAUUGUAAGCGGACUUGGUAACACUUUAGUAUGGGGAACACAUAUUCACCAUUAAUUAGUUGCUUAUUAACAUGCAAAUUAGUAACAUAUUGGCUCUUAACUAGUCAUUAUUAAGUACUUAUUCGUGCCUUAUUCUGCAUGGCCUUAUUAUACAACCAGUAAGCCAUUAACUAAGAGUCUUCCCUCAAUAACCUCAGAAUUAUUGCUUAUUAGUAACCCUAGCCCUUAUAUGUUCCCCUAGAGCAGUGGUUCUUAACCUUGUUGGAGGUACCGAACCCCACCAGUUUCAUAUUUGGGCCGUAGGCGCAAAUUGGCAGCCACGCUUCCGUCAGUCUACCCCAGGGCAGCUGUGGCUACAAAAGUAGCUUACCACCAGGUGUGAAUGAAUGAUGGGAUUUUAACAUGUAAAGCGACUUUGGGUACUUAGAAAAGCGCUAUAUAAAUCCCAGGUAUUAUUAUUAUUAUUAUUAUAUGCGCAUUCACCGAACCCUUCUUUAGUGAAAAAUAAAAUGUUGUUUUUUUCCAAAUUCAAGACAAAGUUAUAUGUUUUUGGUAACACUUUAUUAUGGGGAACAUAUUCUAAGUAACAAAGACUUAAUUUAGAGUUUUUUGGACACUAAGGGAACAUAUUCUAAGUAACAAAGACUUAAUUUAGAGUUAUUUGGUUAGGGUUAGAGGGUUAGGGCCAGGGUUAGAGGGUUAGGGUUAUAAUGAGGCCAUGCCGAAUAAGGCAUAAGUACUUAAUAAUGACUAGUUAAGAGCCAAUAUGUUACUAAUUUGUAUGUUAAUAAGCAACUAAUUAAUGGUGAUUAUGUUCCCCAUACUAAAGUGUUACCAUGUUUUUAUACUGGUGCACAAAAUGAACCGUGCAUGAACAUCACCUUGUUCAAAGAACAAAACUAACAGUGCAUAAACUCACAAUAAAUUACACACCUGCAAAUCAGUCUGACUUCUGCUGUAGCUGUAUCCGUAAUACGCCGAUAGGGAGAAGUUUUUAUUUACACGAUGAGUCAGGUGUGUCUUGACCUCCGCCGAACCCCUGAGCCCGACUCACUGAACCCCUAGGGUUUGAUUGAACCCAGGUUAAGAACCACUGCCCUAAAGUCCAAAUAACUAACUGUUACUUUAAUUUGCAACUAAUUAAUGGUGAAUAUGUUCCCCAUUCUAAAGUGUUACCGCAGACUUUUAUUUGUCUUUAUUUACGAGUUAGAAUGCACUAAGAAAAGAAAAGCAUGUGUGUUCUUGUCUCUCAUCAGGACUGUGAAUUAUAGGCAAAAUUCCCCCCAAAAAGUGCAGUUUCCUUUUAAGACAUAAAUCGGCAAUAACCGAUCAGAUACGUUUCCACAAAAAUCGUCACAGCCCUAUGUGAAAUACUAAUAUCAGCAAAUAUAGUCUUUAAUUGCCCUCCUGAAAUCAAAUGUCUUGCCAUGCACCUGUACUUGAAGUGAGCAAAAAAAUAAGUGAGCGGAACAAGAACUAAUAAUAAAUACAUCGUCGGUGUCCGCACAUACGAGUAAAAAUGUGACGCAAAUCCGCCAUAUUUGAAUCUGACGAUUUCCCAGACUGGUUUCUGUGCUGAGCGUAGAGAAGUGUGUACACGACUCACACAGCAGCCCGCUAAGGUACACACACACAUUCAUGGAGCCCAUCGCCGCUCUGCCUUUUGUGUAUUUAUUCUGACGUUUGUGUUAGCUUUAAUACUUGUGUGUGUGUGUGUGGGACGCUGUACACGCUCCUGUUUGUCAAACGCUGUAUGAGGACGAGGACUGAAAACACACACCUGGAGUCUCAACCUGGACCUGCCGCCUCGGUGUGCCUCUUGUCGACACAACCUCUCUCUCUCCCUCUUGCUUUGUGUGGUCGUCCUCGUUUAUGAACUUUGACCUUGUGACCAGCCGCUCGUUGUAGUAGGGGGGUGGAGACCCAAAAGAAGCCCACUGUCUACCCACAUGUUUUAUUUAUGGACCUCUGCACUUUUGGCUGUGACGACUUCAGUACUUAAUAGUUACCUAAACUGUAUUUUUAAGGAUUUUAUACAAUAUUUACAUGCAAUAUGAUAUUCGGUUUUUUGUUUUUUUUUGGCCAACUUUUAUUUAAUUGUCUUGUAUUUUGGCAUGUUGCGUCACUCAAACAAGCUAUUUUCAGGCCUAAAUUGUUCCCUGUAUUUUUUUUUAAUUUUAAACGUACGUGAUGACAACUGAGCACCGCCAGGAAGCAGGUGCCACAGAUGUUUGCUGGAUGACCUCAACUUAAUCACACUGUCUGCCUCCAGUCGCAAUAACUGGACCAGAGCGAGGACGCCACACUUUCGUUCAGGGAUCAUAGACAUCUGUGCCCGUGCGGCCUAAACGCAGCAGAUGCAUCAUAGGAAAGAAUGAGUUUGCAUCUUUACAAACAAAACAAAACGUUGAGAGUCCACAUGUUGACGUGGG